GUCAGGUCCUGCGGUCUGGAGCUCGAGCGCUUCAGGCACCCUGACCGUACACCUUUCCGCGCCCCCUGGGCCCGACCAGUGCUCGUCCGAGCGGCUGCUGAUGGCGGACGACCGCUCGACAGUGCUGACGCCGGGCGAGUGCUUCCGACAUCCCGUCUUGCAUGAUGACGGGUCCGACGCGGGCUUUGUUCUUGGCGUGGUGCGCAGAGUGAUGUCGGACAACCCAGGGGGCACCGCCUACGAGGUGGAGUACUUUGCUGCUGGUGACCAAUAUCUGUCAUGGUGGCUUAAUUCACGCAUUGCGAAGCGAGAGAAGAUGAUCUUACACGUGUGCCGUGAGCCAGUCUCGCGAUGUCGCUACACGGCACCGCGGGAGGGGUGCCAGGUGCUCCACACCAGAGCGCCCCAGAGGCUCACGGCCGCUCAGGCAGUCGAGCGGCACAUGGCAGUGCUCCAGCACGAUGAGGAUUGCCCCGAGCUGCCGGCUGAUGUCGCUCAGGCUGGGGGCGACCUGGUGGAGCUCGACGGCGACGAGGAGGCCGACGAGGCGGACGCGGAGGCCUUUGCUGAGCUCGACAGGGAGCUCGCAGCGCUUUCAGGCAAGUCCGAAGGCGCGAAGGGCCCGGCGAAGGACGGCUACCUGGAGCGCUUCAAUAAGUUGCGGGAGAAGCUCGCGACAGUGCGCGGCCCGGAGGCCGCUGCAGGCGGGGCCGCGGCCGCCGCACCCAACAAGAGGGCCAAGCUCGGCGAGGUGGUCCAGGCGAGGAUGACUGGACAGGCGCCGAGUGCUGCCGCUGCUGGUCCAGCAGAUGGCGGUCGUGCUCGCGGCUCAGGCGAGCGGGCAGCACUGAAGACGCUCGCCGAGUACCUGAGUCGGAAGGGCGACGACGACGACGGCCUGUUUGACAGUGAUGAUGAUCGCGUCCCUGGCGGGCGCCCCGUGGCGGCCCGCCGCCUGGCGUACAAGAAGAUAGCGGAGAAGCAUCCAGGGCGCCUCUCGGAGAGGGAGAUGGAGAACAUGGCGCAGUUUCUGGACCAUGAUGAUGCUGGAGGUGUGACCAAGCAUAGCCCCGUGGCGCUCAAGUUCUUGCUCCGGGUGCUGAAGCCUGCGCACCCCAUUCGUGAGAUUGGCGAGGACCGGUACCGCGAGCUGCGGACGCUCGCGGAGAGUGCGGACCUCAUAGUCUCGGGCAAGCCCAUUCACGCCCUGGAUUUCAUCUUCUGCAGGAUCAAGGCUAUCCAAAAGACCAUACGGGAUGGCCAUUCGAGGACGGCGAAGUGGUUCGAGCUCAUCCCCCCCGACAAUGGUGGAGUGAGCCUCUCAGUUGAGGACGAGGAGCUCGUCACGGGCAUCGAGGCUGCCGCGGCUAGGGGUCUGGCCGGGGCGGCGGCGAGAGCUUGGCCGACUGCCCUGCAGGCGGGCCGCGCCGCUCCCCCGUCGGGGGGCGGCUUGCCCGCGCUGACAGACCGCCCGGGCCCCCAGGCGGUGGACGGGAAGCCCUUGUCAGCGCGGGCGGCGGCGCGCGCGGAGACUCCGCGUGCCGAGGGGGAGUCCAGGCGGCAGUUGAAGAAGAGGAUCGCGUCGCAGUUCUUCAAGCGCCGGGUGUCGGCCAAGAAAGCGGCGAAGCCGAGCGAGCCGCAGAGCGAGGUGGCCGCGCUGACGCUGGGCCAGUGGAAGGCGGACAUCGCCUCGCGCAUGUGCCGCAGCGGCCCAAGCCGGAUGACAAUGCUGGAGAUCGGCUUCGGGAUCCUCACCACUGCUCUAAAGAAGGAGGCCCAAGUCAUGGCGGUCGAGGUGUGGACCUUCCUGAGCGUGCUGGGCCUGAAUUACAUUUACCUUGGCCACCUGAGCAAGGACCGCUGGGAAGCAGCCGGGCGCCUUUCUGAGGUGCAGGCCGCCAGCCUACGUGUGAUCGGUGAGACGGUCGAGUGGCACGUGGGCGACGCGUUGGCGGCGGUGGACAUCCCAUUCUGGCCUCAGGAAAUGAAGAAGACGAAGUCGAGCUACGACAUGGAGGAGGACUGUCGGGCGCUCCCUCUGAAGCUCGGCGAGCUUGAGCCCGGCCUUCCCAAAGCCGAAGACAUCGGCCGCUUGGACGUGCUGGACUAUGUGGGGCCAGAGCUCAAGGAGGUGCCCACCAAACCCGAGAUGUCGCUCGUGCCGGAGGCCGAGUGGCCCGAGUCGCCCCCGAAUGCAAAGGUCAACGUCGAGAAGCUGGAGGACUGGUGGGCCAUCGCUGCCAAGCUGGUGGAGCGUGGAUUGCUGGCCCCUCUACCAGCUGAGCGCAUCUUUGUGGCCCGCGGCCGUCGCGUCACGAACGGUUUGUUUGCUGCGGCGAAGUCGGGGUCCCCAGCUGAGGGAGAGGCCAGAAUGACACGAUUGAUUUUCAACAUGGUCCCGACGAAUACGUACCUUCGACCGUUGGCGGGGGACUCAGUGACUCUGGCACCCUCGCCGGCGUGGGUAAGCAUCUCCCUUGGCCCCGUGGAGGUGCUGCUCUGGAGUGGGGACGACCAGAAGGGAGCUUUCUUCAUGUACCGCAUCCCUGCGCCGCGGCUGGGCUACAUGGCGAUUUGCACCCCAAUCCCCGGCCAUGUUCUUGGCGUGAAGGCCAAGGAGGUGUGGCUGGCCAUGACGGUGCUGCCCAUGGGCUGGGUGUACAGCGUUCCCAUUUUCCAGAGCGUCCACCGGCGAGUUGCGCUUCUGGGUCGCCCUGCUGGCGCCGCCCCCCCAGCUGACCUGGAGUGGCGGCGCGACCGUCCUAUCCCCACCGCUGCAGCUGCUCCCCUGUCUCAUGAGGGCCCUCGCGAGUGGUGGAGCGCGUACAUCGACGACUUCGAUAACUGCGAGACGGCUGGACGCAAGGAGGCGCUCGCGAUGGUGGGCACCCCUGGCCGCCUGCAGGCCCAGCUGAGGGAGAGCUACCAGCGGAAUGCAAUCCCCAUCAGCGUGGACAAGGUGGACGGGAUCUCAGGCAGGGCCGCCAACAAUCGGAUAAAGAACGUGCAGCUGUGCAGCCUUACAAUGUGGCUCCUGACGAGAGAGAACCCCCUCGGGAACCAGCUCCUGGUUCUCAUGGGACGCCGGGUGAGGGCGCUAGAGUUUCGACGUCCUCUCUUCGGGGUGUUCAACUCGGUAAGGGAGCAGAUUGGCUCGGGCCGCACUGUGUUGACCAGAGCCAGCCUGGACGAGCUGAUGCACAGCUGCCUGCUGAUGCCCCUCGCCUCCACCAGCCUGAGGGCCGCUACCACGGGCAUCGUCUCGUGCUCUGACGCCAGCGAAGACGGUGCAGGUAUGUGCACGGCCGUGGGGCUCGCAGAGGGGGCCGCGAAGUUCCUGGCAUCUCUCGGGAGCCCUGAGACCUGGGGCCAUCGCAUUGCCAGCUGCACAGGCUCGUGCACGAUCGAGCCGACCAGGAUCGCCCCAGGGGCUCCGCCGCGCGUCCUGUUGGUGAGCUUGUUUGACGGCAUCGGCGGUGCUGCUGUGUCGCUGGUGCGCGCUGGUUUCGACAUCGUGGGCUACAUGAGCAGCGAGGACGCGAGCGGUGUGAACGCCGACCGGCAGGGCGCACAUGGCGCUCGGAGCGGCCUGUGCAAGCGCAUACCCAAGGUGGUGAGCGCACUUGCUCUCGUCAUGAAGGUGCCUGUCUAUUGGCUCGUGGAAGAUGUACUCUCAAUGAGCGCAGGAUCCCUCCAGGAGUUCUCCCGCACCCUCCAGACUAGGCCCAUCAGCGUGUGCAACUCCCUCUUUACCGAGAGUAGAAGGCCACGAUUGUACUGGUUGUCUCGGAGAGAGGCGGUCCUCAAGCUCCCCGGGGUGCACGUGGAGCCCAAGGCCAACUACGACCUCAUCAGUGCACUCCAGGUCCCGAAGGCUCCUGCAAGCUCUUGGGUUGCCUCAGGGUGCUCCAGGGCAUCGGACAAGGGCCCAGUCUGCACGUUUCUCCAGCGGCGGGGGAAGACUGUCCCGUACAAGCCUGCAGGUUUAUCGACAGCAAGCCCAGAGGCCAUCCAGAGGUGGACCCAGGACCUGCACGCGUACCCUCCGUACCAGUACGAGCUAGUUCACAUGAUUCGGGACUCCAAGGGGGACCUGAGGCCUUUGUGUGCCACGCAGAAGGAGGUGCUCAUGGGAUUCCCUCGCCACUACUCGCCGUCCGUAGCCAGCUCGGGCUCCAGCCGUGGCAGCGUCGAGAACGAUCGCUGCAGCCUCUUGGGGAACGCGUUCGCCUGCUGCGUCGUUAGCUGGCUGUUCCUCGGUCUGAAGUGCCAGUUGGGCUGGCCCGUCAGGGCGACCGACCUCGAGGGGGUCGCGAGCGAGUUGGAGGUAAAGGACUUACUCGACGAGUCGGUGGAGUUCUCGAAGGACCCCAUCAAGGAAACCUCCAUCGGCCGCAAGCUGGUCGAGAUUUUCUGGACGAUUGCCGAGAAGUCGGGGAGUGACAUCCGCCUCGACCUCGGUGUGCCUUUCCGCCCCAAAGCUUGGCCGCGAUCCUCGAUUGACCCGGCGCUGUGGCGCUGGCGGCCGACGCUGUCCUUCCCGUGGCCGAAGUCGUCGAGGGAGCUGCAUAUCAACGCGCUCGAGUUGAAGGCGGUGAACGCUUCCUUGCGGCACAGGACUCGCACUACCUCGUUCAGGAGCGUGAAGGCGCGCAGUGUGAAGCUGUCCUCGCUCAACGACGUGGACAAAAACUUCGGCUUGUACAUAGAAGCGUGUUGGGCAGAGCUGGAGCCGCUUUACCUGGUGGUCAAUGCGACAGCGGCUUUGCAGUGGAUGAUGCCCUCCUUGAAGGGCAACCUGCAGCAGAGUUGGAGCCUGGUGCGAGCGUGGGAGAGGCAGUGCACGCCUUGUCGGGCGACACCGUUCACGGCCGACAUGGUCCUAGCCUUGGCAGCUGCAGCGUGGGACCUCGGCUGGGAAGGUCUGGCAACCGUGAUGCGGUUUCGACACUUUCAUGCGCGCAGGCGAGCUGCUGGCUCUCAGACGGCGGCACAUCCUUGUCAAAGGUGA
Molecule: messenger RNA, 5011 nt
Organism: Prorocentrum cordatum
Lineage: Eukaryota; Dinophyceae; Prorocentrales; Prorocentraceae
Source: the annotation of a GenBank genome assembly